AUGGAGAAAGAGAUAAAAGUAGAGAUUGUUGAGAGGAAGGGGAAGUUGACACUGGUCUUGGCUUUAGCUUCUUUGAUCUCUGCAUUUGGUUCAUCUUUUCAAUACGGCUACAAUGUUGCUGUAAUAAACUCACCUGCCCCGGACAUGCAGAUGUUCUACACCCAAAUAUACGAGGAUCGGUACGGUCCAAUUACAGACAAUUUUCUGACGCUCCUGUGGUCCGUAACCGUCUCCAUGUACCCACUCGGUGGGUUUUUUGGAUCUCUCAUGGUGGCGCCACUGGUGAACAAAUUAGGACGAAAAGGCACACUUCUGUUCAACAACAUCUUCUCUAUCGUUCCUGCUGUAAUGAUGGGUGUGAGUGAAGUGGUGAGGUCUUUUGAAAUCAUCAUUGUGGCACGCUUUCUAGUGGGCAUCUGUGCAGGCCUAUCCUCUAAUGUAGUCCCCAUGUAUUUGGGCGAGCUCUCACCCAAGAAUUUCAGGGGUGCCAUUGGGAUCGUGCCUCAGCUCUUCAUCACUAUUGGCAUCCUGACUGCCCAGGUGUUUGGCAUUCGCAGUAUCCUGGGUAACAAAGAAGGCUGGACCAUCAUGUUGGGUCUCACGGGGAUUCCAGCUGUCAUUGAACUGCUGCUUCUGCCCUUCUUCCCAGAGAGUCCACGCUAUAUGCUCAUACAGAAGGGGGAUGAAAAAACUGCCAGGAAAGCGCUGCAGCGGCUGCGGGGUUGGGAGGAUGUGGAUGAGGAACUGUGUGAGAUGCACGUUGAGGAUCAGUCGGAGCGAGCAGAAGGCCGGCUGUCUGUGCUCAACCUCCUCACCUUCCGCUCACUGCGCUGGCAGCUGCUGUCUAUCGUCAUCAUGAACAUGGGUCAACAGUUGUCAGGCGUCAAUGCCAUAUAUUACUAUGCUGACAGCAUCUAUAGCUCAGCAGGAGUGAGGGAAGAUCACGUUCAGUAUGUGACGGUCGGAACAGGAGCUGUGAAUGUUUUCAUGACAGUUGCAGCUGUGUUUAUUGUGGAGAAAUCGGGCAGAAAGCUGUUGCUACUGAUUGGUUUUGGCAUAUGCUGUGCAGCCUGUGUACUUCUGACCAUAGCUCUUCACUUUCAGACAAAACUAGAUUGGAUGCCUUAUGUCAGCAUCAUUUGUGUCAUUACUUACGUCAUCGGACAUGCUAUUGGCCCAAGUCCUAUUCCUUAUGUAAUCACCACUGAGAUGUUCCGGCAGUCAUCUAGACCACCGGCUUUCAUGGUGGCUGGCUCCGUUCACUGGCUUUCAAACUUCACAGUUGGCCUGGUCUUUCCCUUUCUAGAGAGGGGUCUGGGUGAAUACAGCUUCAUCAUUUUUGCCUGCAUCUGUCUUGCCACAUUUAUCUACAUUUGGUUGGUCAUCCCAGAAACCAAAAACAAGACCUUCCUGGAGAUCAGCAAGCUUUUUGCUCAGAGAAACAAGGUGGAGACUGUAGUGGGGGCUGGAGAUUCAGAAAUUGGAGCGGAAAGCAAUGAACGUGAAACUAAUAGCACAUUCCUCUGA
Triplophysa rosa is the source of this 1527-nucleotide messenger RNA. Its product is annotated as solute carrier family 2, facilitated glucose transporter member 5-like. Gene Ontology annotation, cellular component: membrane. Bases 1 to 1527 code for a protein of 508 amino acids. Lineage: Eukaryota; Metazoa; Chordata; Actinopteri; Cypriniformes; Nemacheilidae. Gene Ontology annotation, biological process: monosaccharide transmembrane transport. Gene Ontology annotation, molecular function: hexose transmembrane transporter activity. The transcript is spliced from 12 exons. The record is from RefSeq and is a predicted model, not a curated record.